AUGACGGUGAAAUAUGUGUGCUUGUUUAGAGCUAUUCGGGGUGCCUCUGGCUGGCACUGUACUAGACAGGUCAGGGAUAUUCAUGACCCUGUGAAGACGGUGAUAAAAGCCCCUGGCACGGCUGUGCAUAGCACUCAUCUGGACUUUCCUUGCUAUGAAACCAGCUCGACCACUGGUUUGGGAGUGGAAGACUUUCCUAGCCACCUGACAGACCUGUGCCCCCUGACGUGUGACGUUGUACUGAACCUGGAAAUGUCCCAUAUAAUUGGAAGCCCAUUAGCUAAAGCAAGAGGGCAGAACAUGACCAUAUUUUAUUUUAAUAGGCUCGGCUCUUAUCCUUGGUACACAUCACAGGAAGCCCCUGUUAAUGGUGGCCUACCCCAGAACUUCAGUUUCCAAACUCAUCUGGAAAAAGCCAGCUGUGACGUUAACUAUCACAUCCCACCAGCUAAGGAUUUCAAUGGAUUAGCUGUCAUACACUGGGAGCAAUGUCCUCAGUGUGCCCGCAACUGGGAUGCAAAAGGUGUCUACAGAAGAACAGCCAGGAAACUCAUAACUGAAAUGGGAGGGAAUAUUUCAGCAAAUGAAAUGAAAGAACAUUUUGCCAAACUUUCCUUUGAAGACAGUGCAAAAGCUUUUAUGAAGGAAACAAUUGCAUUAGGAAUGAAAAGCAGACCAAAGGGCCUGUGGGGAUGCUAUUUAUACCCUAACUGUCACAAUUACAGUUUCUGUGAUCAGAACUACACUGGUUCCAGCCCAAAGAGUGAAGUUUUGAGGAACAAGGAACUUGCCUGGCUCUGGGAUAGCAGCGCAGCCCUGUAUCCUUCCAUUGGCAUUACACAAUCCCUCGGAAAUAGGCAAAACGUUUUGCAUUUUUCUCAGUUUAGGAUGAAUGAAUCCAUAAGGAUUACCUCCAUGACAUCCCAAGAUUAUGCUUUCCCUGUAUUUGUGUAUCCUUAACUAGGUUAUAGAGAUGAACAUUUAUUAUUUCUCUCUAUGCAAGAUCUUACUAACACUACCGGAGAGAGUGCCCUGGGAGCUGCAGGCAUUGUUAUUUGGUGAGAUAUGAAUUUAACUUCUUCAGAGGUAAGCCUAGCAACUGCGCAGAAGUGCAAAAAUUCUGAAGUAGGGCCCUACAUUACCAAUGUCACAGUGGCAGCUGAGGUGUGCAGCAGGCAUCUUUGUUAGGACAAUGCACAACGUGUGCGAAGAACCUGGAGAGCCUCAACAUACCUACAUUUGAAUCCUAAGAGCUUCUGGAUAGAUGCCUCAGAGGACCAAAGAUUUAUUGUGAGAGGAAAAACAUCAAAUGAAGGUCUGGAAAUAAUGCUGGAGACAUUUGCCUGCCACUGUUAGCAGGCUUAUGAAGGAACUGACUGUGGGGAAGUUAAAGUUGCUGAUGACCAUCCAGGGAGCCCUGCAGACUCUGUCUCACCCAGAUUUGCAGAGAUCUACCUGCUUCCGUUGCCUUUGAUGAGUCUUCUCUAA
Molecule: messenger RNA, 1488 nt
Organism: Charadrius vociferus (killdeer)
Lineage: Eukaryota; Metazoa; Chordata; Aves; Charadriiformes; Charadriidae
Gene: HYAL4
Product: hyaluronoglucosaminidase 4
Biological process (GO): carbohydrate metabolic process; hyaluronan catabolic process
Molecular function (GO): hyalurononglucosaminidase activity
Source: RefSeq, a predicted model, not a curated record